Molecule: messenger RNA, 3431 nt
Organism: Carya illinoinensis
Lineage: Eukaryota; Viridiplantae; Streptophyta; Magnoliopsida; Fagales; Juglandaceae
Product: polyadenylation and cleavage factor homolog 4-like
Exons: 7
Coding region: 187-3249 (1020 amino acids)
Biological process (GO): termination of RNA polymerase II transcription
Cellular component (GO): cytoplasm; mRNA cleavage factor complex
Molecular function (GO): mRNA binding; RNA polymerase II complex binding
Source: RefSeq, a predicted model, not a curated record
ACAAAGAUAACGGUUCCCUUUCUCUGUAAAAAUCUUAACGAGAAAAGUACCAUAACACUCUCUCUCUCUCUCUGAUUUCUCUGUGUUUGUUCUUCUAUCUAUGGUGGGAACUAGCCCUAAUUCGAUUCUCACCCUGACGUGGUGGGACAAAACCCUAGCCGCAAAUUUCUGUCCUGUUAUUCUCUGAUGGCCUCCAUGGACUCGGAAAAGCUCUUAGUUAACAGAGAAAACCUAAGGAACCAAUCGGUGGCGAGGGCAAUGGCCAACGAGCUCGCGCCACAAAAGUCACCCCAAACGAUUCUUGAUCGCUUCAGGUCUCUGCUAAAGCAGCGCGACGAUGAGUUUAGGAACUCGGCCGUAGACGAUGCUGUCUCUCCGCCGAGGGCCGAGGAAAUCGUUCAGCUUUACGAUCUCUUCUUGUCGGAACUAACGUUUAAUUCGAAGCCCAUUAUCACGGAUCUCACUAUAAUCGCCGGCGAGCAUAAGCAACUCGGCAAGGGCAUCGCCGACGCCAUUUGCGCUCGGAUUCUCGAGGUCCCAGUCGAGCAAAAGCUGCCUUUAUUAUAUCUUUUAGACAGUAUUGUUAAGAAUAUUGGCCGGGAUUAUGUUACGUACUUCUCUUCUCGACUGCCAGAGGUUUUUUGCGAGGCAUACAGGCAAGUUCACCCUAAUCAGCAUAAUUCCAUGCGCCAUCUCUUUGGCACCUGGUCAGCAGUAUUCCCACCUUCUGUCCUACAUAAAAUUGAGGUACAACUGCAAUUUUCUCCUUCGGUAAACCAGCAAUCAUCUGGCUUGAAUCCCUUGAGAGCUUCAGAAUCUCCUCGACCAAGCCAUGGCAUACAUGUUAAUCCAAAGUAUCUGCGGCAGUUUGAACAUUCAGCUGUGGACAGUAAUAUCCAGCAAGCUAGAGGAACUUCAGCUGUAAAAAUGUUUGGUAAAAAACCUGCCAUUGGAUUUGAUGAGUUUGAUUCUGGUCAGGCAGAGCUUGUACCCUCCCAGGUUGGAGCUGAAAGAUUGAGCUCAACAGGAAAUGCAGGUAAUGCCCCUUUUGCCUUUGGGGCUAAUAAGGUGCGUCCACCUUCAACCAUCAGACUCGGGAGACCCUCUUCGCCAUCAAGAACCAGGCCUGAUAGGUCCUUGUCGUUGGCAGUUGAAGAAUUUGCUGCAGACCAUUCUCCUAGAAGGUUUGUUGGUGGGGGCUCUCCAGCGCAUCCCGUAUAUGAGUAUGGACUAAGUAGAGCAACUGCUAGAGAUGAGGAAAUGAGUGGCCGGCAGAGAAAACAUUAUUCCGAUAAUAAGCAUAACCACUUUGAAACUAAAAUACUACACAACCUUAGUAACGAACGUGAGCACCAAGGACCAAGAGCUCUAAUUGAUGCCUAUGGAAAUGACACAGGGAAGAGAUCUUUUAACAAUAAGCCUCUGCAGGGUCAACGCCUUGACUUAAACAGUAUAGACAAUAAGGUUGCUACACCAUCAUGGCAGAAUACUGAAGAGGAAGAGUUUGAUUGGGAAGAUAUGAGCCCCACUUUAGCAGACAGUAAUAGGAGUAAUGAUUUCUUGCCAAGGACAAGGCCUGGUAUUGGAGUACAGAGUGCUUCCCCUCUGAAUGCUGGUCAGGCUCAUCUUCCUGCAGUGGAUGAUUCUUCUGUUAAUGCUGAAGAUUCAGUCCCCUUACUAAGUCAGUUCGGUCGUGGAUCAAUGAGGAAGAUAUCUGGAUUCCAAGCUGAGAGAAAUCAGAUUCUUGAUCCUCGCUAUCCUCAUGAGGCCUGGAAUUUGCCUCCCCAUCUCUCCAAAGGAAGAGGAAGGAAUUACAAUUUGCCCUUAUUGGCAAGUCGUAUAUCUUCAUCAGAUGGUGACAAAAUGCCCUCUCUUAUUGAUAAACUUCCCGAUGCCGACCCACAACUUCAUGGACCUCCAACUAUUAUAUCAAGAUUUGGUUCUUCCAAUCUUGAUUCUAUUGGUGUUGAGGCUCGGUCGACUGUUCUACCAGCAUCUAGGGGUGUAAGGCCUUCUCUAAAUGUGCAUAACUCUCGCCCACCAUACCUGCAGCAUAUUUUUCCACAGCAGAGAGUGAUGGGGGGCCAAUUUGAGUCAAUAAACACUAGCAAUGCUGUCAAUAAUCUUGGUCCCAAUGGGUCUUUACAUAUGCCCGAGCUGCAGUCGGAUGGUUUUAGAAACAGGGAGCUGAGUUCUACAAAGCUGCCACAACUGCCUAAUCAGCAUCGAGGACUAAUUCAUGUGAAUCAGCGAAACCAGGUUCAAGGCACUCCUUUACAGCCACAAUUUCUUCCAUCUCAGGAGGCACAUCCAUCUUUAGCAGCUGUAGUGCAACCUCAUUUAGUGGCACCACCUUAUAAUCGUGGAUACAGCCCACAAAUGCAUGGUUCCACUGUUAGCACAGUUCUGUCAAAUCCUGUAACUGGUAUUCAGUUGAUGUUACCCGUUCAAAACAUCCCAAGCUCAUUACAUUUACAGGGGGGAGCCUUGCCUCCUUUACCUCCUGGUGCCCCUCCGACUUCGUCACAUAUGAUACCUUUCACACAAAAUGCAGUUCCUGCUGUCGCUAAUCAACAGACGAACAUUUCUGGAUUGAUUGGUUCUCUCAUGGCUCAGGGUUUUAUCUCAUUGACCAAACAGACCCCUAUACAGGAUUCUGUAGGAGUUGAGUUCAAUGUGGACCUUCUCAAGGUGCGUCAUGAGACUGCAAUAAGUUCCCUGUACGCCGACCUCCCAAGACAAUGCACAACCUGUGGCCUUCGAUUCAAGUGCCAAGAAGAGCACAGUCGUCAUAUGGAUUGGCAUGUAACCAAGAAUCGUAUGUCCAAGAACCGUAAGCAGAAGCCUUCUCGCAAGUGGUUUGUAAGUUCAAGCAUGUGGCUCAGUGGUGCGGAGGCAUUAGGAACUGAAGCAGUUCCUGGGUUUUUGCCUACUGAGAUCAUUGUAGAGAAGAAGGAUGAUGAAGAAAUGGCUGUUCCUGCCGACGAGGAUCAGAAUGCAUGUGCAUUAUGUGGAGAGCCUUUUGAUGAUUUUUACAGUGACGAGACAGAAGAGUGGAUGUACAAGGGGGCUGUAUACUUAAAUGCGCCCUGUGGCUCGACAGCAGGCAUGGAUAGGUCUCAGUUAGGUCCUAUAGUGCAUGCUAAGUGUCGGUCUGAAUCUAGUGCGGUUUCUACAGAAGGUUUUAGACAAGACGAAGGGGGAAUUACUGCAGAGGGUAGUCAGAGCAAACGAAUGCGGCUUAGUUAGAUCAACUUCUUUGUUGUCUGUAACUUAAUGUGAUUUUCUUCAUGUCAACGGUAUGCUCUUAACUUACUUUUACAGUAGCAUUGGAGCUUCUUGGCUUCAUGCCAGAAUGUUGUACAUGUAUAGGUGAACUUGAACCAUGCAAAAUUAUCUUGCAGCAGAGGUUACAAUUUCUUGUGUGUUUA